Syzygium oleosum is the source of this 1899-nucleotide messenger RNA. Its product is annotated as metal transporter Nramp1. Gene Ontology annotation, biological process: metal ion transport. The transcript has 14 exons. NCBI's taxonomy places the organism in Eukaryota, Viridiplantae, Streptophyta, Magnoliopsida, Myrtales, Myrtaceae. The coding region runs from base 164 to 1783 and encodes 539 amino acids. Gene Ontology annotation, cellular component: membrane. Gene Ontology annotation, molecular function: manganese ion transmembrane transporter activity; cadmium ion transmembrane transporter activity. The record is from RefSeq and is a predicted model, not a curated record.
GAGAGAGAGUGUGUGUGUGUGUGUCACAGAGCUCUCGAAGAAGAAGGUGAAGAAGAAGAAGAAGACGACGACGACUCCUCGGCGCUCUUCAGUUGAUUGAGGGUGGCGGCCUCUUCCUCCGUUCGCAGAACCCGAGGAUAAAGCAGCAAGAGGACGUCUUUUGAUGGCUUCCGCGUCUGGGCAGCCGCAGUUCAUCGCGAGCACGGGGAAUCACGGCUUCUACGAUGCCCCGUUGAUCCAGAACUCCGAAGAUCAGAUCGUCGUACCCGACAGGACGAGCUGGAAGAACAUCUUUGCAUAUAUUGGUCCAGGAUUUCUCGUAUCAAUAGCUUAUAUUGAUCCUGGAAACUUUGAAACGGAUCUACAGGCUGGAGCCCAAUACAAGUACGGGUUGCUUUGGAUCAUUUUGGUGGCUUCUUGUGCUGCUCUGAUUAUUCAGUCUCUUGCAGCCAAACUAGGGGUUGUUACAGGGAAGCAUCUAGCAGAACAUUUCAGGAUGGAAUAUCCUAAGUUGCCGAAUUUCAUAUUAUGGGUUCUCGCUGAAAUUGCUAUAGUUGCCUGUGACAUUCCUGAAGUGAUUGGAACUGCCUUCGCAUUAAACAUGCUCUUCAAGAUUCCAGUAUGGUGUGGUGUUCUAUUGACAGGGCUCAGCACAUUGAUGCUUCUAGCAUUGCAGCAGUAUGGGGUCAGGAAACUUGAGUUCUUAAUUGCUUUUCUUGUAUUAACAAUCGCGGCCUGCUUUUUUGGGGAGCUUGGCUAUGCAAAACCGGUUGCUAGUGAAGUCCUUGAUGGGCUUUUUGUUCCCCAACUAAAAGGAGAUGGCGCAACAGGUCUUGCAAUAUCAUUGCUCGGGGCUAUGGUUAUGCCGCAUAAUUUGUUCCUCCAUUCGGCGUUGGUGCUUUCACGAAAAAUACCACGAUCGGUUCGUGGCAUCAAAGAAGCUUGCAGGUUUUAUAUGAUAGAAAGCGCGUUUGCUCUCAUGUUGGCAUUUCUCAUUAAUAUCUCAAUCAUAUCCGUAAGCGGUGCAGUUUGCAACUCAACAAGCUUGAAUCCACAAGAUCAGGCUGGCUGCCAGGAUUUGGACUUGAACAAAGCCUCCUUUUUGCUAAGAAAUGUUUUAGGUCGUUGGAGUUCUAAACUCUUUGCAAUUGCUUUGCUGGCAUCGGGUCAGAGUUCUACCAUAACAGGAACAUAUGCAGGGCAGUAUGUAAUGCAGGGCUUUCUAGAUUUACGAUUGACACCAUGGGUUCGGAACUUUCUAACAAGAUGCUUAGCAAUAAUUCCCAGUUUGAUUGUUGCACUAGCUGGUGGCUCUGCAGGAGCUGGAAAACUAAUUAUUAUUGCAUCGAUGAUUUUAUCAUUUGAACUUCCUUUUGCUCUCAUUCCACUUCUGAAGUUCACCAGUAGCAAGACCAAGAUGGGGCAAUAUGCAAACUCAAUAGCGGUAGCUGCAGUCACUUGGAUGAUUGGUUCUCUGAUAAUGGGCAUUAACGUAUAUUACCUUGUGAGUGGCUUCGUUAAGUUGCUCCUUAAUAGCCACUUGAAACUCGGGGCCAAGGUUUUCUGCGGAAUUCUGGGCUUUUCGGGGAUGGCUGUGUACUUGGCUGGAAUCAUAUACUUGGUACUACGCAAGAAUAAGGAGGCUUCUCAUCUUCUGGCCUUGACAACAGCCGAAAGCUGGCAAUCGGACAAUGGACAAGGCGACGCAUCAAUGUUCAGUCACCCACGAGAAGAUAUAGUAAGUAUGCAGUUGCCUCAAAGGACUCGGGUGGAUCUUGACUAAUCAUUGUUGGGAAUGCAGAGAGAGAGAGAGCAGCUUUAACUUUCAGAAAUAAAGAUGAACAUAACAUUAGUCACUGUUGACUCUAAUAUGAAAUACCAAGGUUUUUCAUUUGUAAA